Carcharodon carcharias (great white shark) is the source of this 4729-nucleotide messenger RNA. RefSeq names its product phospholipid phosphatase 2a (gene plpp2a). The transcript is spliced from 7 exons. The record is from RefSeq and is a predicted model, not a curated record. Gene Ontology annotation, biological process: phospholipid metabolic process; signal transduction; phospholipid dephosphorylation. Gene Ontology annotation, molecular function: phosphatidate phosphatase activity. Bases 1236 to 2093 code for a protein of 285 amino acids. NCBI's taxonomy places the organism in Eukaryota, Metazoa, Chordata, Chondrichthyes, Lamniformes, Lamnidae.
UAUCGUUUACAUCCACCUGAGAAGGCCUCAUUAGAUUUAAUUUCUCAUCCAAAGGUCAGGUACCUUUGACAGUGCAGCAUUAUCCCAGUGCUACACUAUGUGCUUAAGUGCUGGGCAGCGUUUGAAUCUCUACCCUCAACCCCAGAGGGAAGAGUAUUACCACUGCGUAGAGGCUGAGGGCCAGUCAACCCUCUGCGGCCAUGCAAAUAGGGAAAGGAAAGAUCAAACACGAUCUCCAGGAGAAAGGGGAUUACUAGUUUGAGACGUGUAAACAUCAUUCCACCCCAUUUUGAAGUCAUACAUUCUUUCCUUUAUCUUCGAUACCUGUGGCAUUUUGGGAAUGAGUAGAGCUGAUCAGUUAAGGAUUCUCUGCCGUAUAGGCUAAGGAGCUGGGCAAUGCAAUACUAGUGAAAGGGCGCAAUUUUGGCGAGUUGAGAUAGACACUUUCCUUGACAAACGGAAAGCGCACAUAGAAAAUUAGAAUGGGGGAAAAAAUUUGUUGCAGAGGGAGGCAGCUGGACAUCUGAUUUUUAAUAUUCUGCAGAUAAAUAAGUGGCGGGGUAGCCCGCCCCGCAGUCAGUCAUGAACUAUUUUUCAAAAGGCCACAAAAUUAGACUUUGCACUGGAUUUUUAAAGGUGUUGCUCAGCAGGUCACAGAAUGCAAGAUCAAUAAUGCCUACAUUUGGAGAAACUUGCAGUCGCUUUCCUUCCAAGUUUUGUUUUUUUUUGUUAAACGAAAAGCGACGAAUUUUGUCUUGCGGGAUCAGCAGUGUCACCUCACGGUCUGACCGUUCCUCCCCCCCCCCAAAAAAAGCCCGUUCUCGCUCGGGAAGGAACCUGUACCCCUGCCAAGGUCUUGGGAGCGACUCCCAGCCCUGACGUCAGAUGUCUUCCCCCACAUUUGGAUCGGAACAAGAGCGAACUGAAGGUUCAUUAAUUAAUUCAUUAAUCACUCUCUCUCUCUCUUUCUCUUUCUCUCCUUUUUUUGGUGCGACGGGAGGGGGGUGAGAGAACAAAGCAAAAAAGUUCCUUGUUGCGAGGAGACAGCAGCGGGAAUUGGUCCUGUUCCGCCCCGAUGUGUGAGUUUCAGCCCCCCGAGCCGUGAAACUGACCAGCGCAGGAGACCAGGAAGAACGGAGUCAACAGGAAAAGUCCAAACUUUAGCCUGUUGUGGGAUUGCAGAUCGAGACAGCUGCAGAAAGGCCGAGGAGAGUUGAAAACCUUUCCGUCGCGAGAUGUUCGAGAAAAGAAACAUUUUCGUCUUGGUGGAUGUGCUGUGUGUGAUUGUGGCAUCGUUACCGUUUGUCAUAUUGACGCUGCAGGCUCAACCAAAUAAACGAGGAUUUUACUGCAAUGAUGACAGCAUUAAAUACCCAUACAAAAAGGACACCAUUUCACACUGGCUGAUGGCAGCAGUUAUCAUUCCAGUCUGCAUCAUAAUUAUUACCGUCGGAGAAGCUUUUAUGGUUCACCAAAAGAAACUGUAUUCGAGGUCUGAGUUCAACAACUAUGUGGCUGCAUUGUACAAGGUGGUGGGAACCUUCAUGUUCGGGGCUUCAGUGAGCCAAUCGUUGACCGAUAUUGCAAAAUACACUGUUGGACGCCUUCGGCCAAGUUUUCUGGCUUUGUGUAGCCCCAAUAUGUCACUGGUGAACUGUUCACAGUACGUCCAGAUAGAUGUUUGCACAGGGUCAGCUCGUGAUGUCACUGAAGCAAGGUUAUCCUUCUAUUCCGGCCACUCAUCAUUUGGAAUGUACUGCAUGGUGUUUCUUUCACUGUAUGUGCAGGUCCGUUUACAUGCAAAAUGGGCCAGGCUUUUGCGGCCAACCAUCCAGUUCUUCCUGCUGGCUUUUGCAAUUUACGUAGGUUAUACCCGUGUCUCUGAUUAUCGGCACCAUUGGAGUGACGUGUUGGCUGGAUUCCUCCAAGGAGCAAUUGUGGCUAUUUUAAUUGUGCGAUACGUUUCAGAUUUCUACAAACAAAGGCCCCAGUAUACGGAGGAUUUGGAAGCUUCAGAACCUGAGAGAAAACCCAACAUUCCCUUAACUGAAGCGGAGCCUAUGAAUCACUAUGGCACACGGCACAUUCCCUGACUUGCCAGUGUCCAUUCCGUUGCCACAAAAUCAGUGCUUUUCCCUUUGAGCAUUAGAGGAAACCUGGAAUUUCCUUCCUUCAUAUCUUAAACUUUGUUCUGUUUUCUGUGGCUUAAUGUUGAAGACACAUUUCAAUCUCUGGGUUAAAAGGAGCACUGACUUACUUGAGACAAUGAGACCGGAUACAGAUAGGCUCUCAGACAGGCUGAUGAAGCAUGUUGCUGCAUAUAUCACUGCCAGGAGUAAAACAGAAAAGAUCAUGCCUGAAAAUAUUAACUUUGUGCAAAAUUCCUUUAAUAUUAAGACAAUUUACAUGGGUGCUAUUUUCGACAACAAAAUUCCAACCUUUCCUUUUGAUGCCCUGUAUCAUGUCCUGAAUGCAACAAGUGGGUAGAGUUGGGCUGUUGACUCUUACCAGACAUUUGCUAAUGCUGCUCUACCAGAAGAGGUGCAUGAGCAAUCCAGGACUGAGCUGUCUGUUUUCCCCAAACUGUCCACUUUUUUUUUAUUUCCCAGCACCAGAGUUGGCUGAGAUAAGAAACUCCACAUGCAGGCAAUAAUGGAGAAAACGCAGCAGGUCCCUCACACUUAAUGUGAAGAACAUUGUGGAGCAGCUUGACCUGAUUUGUACCUGAUGUUGGAGAAACACCAUUGAGGAGAAUUUGGUUUGGUGGGACAACUUUUUUUGAGAAUUCAGAAAGAAAAGCUAGAAUCCCUGUGCGCUUAAGCUUUCAAUGUGUAUUGAAAGACACUGCUACCCCAUUCUUCCUCCAUUGUAACCGGAGGGAAAUGCUUGACUGAGCUAGCUAAUCUCGUCUGAGGCAACAUUGAAUCCCGUUGGUUCCCCUGCUGCUGAACUAGGGACAGGGUCAAAUUCAACCCAGAGUUCCUGCUUCUGAUCACCACCCAUCUGAUGUGCGCAGUUAUCAAGUGUGGGCAGCAUUAGGCUCAACGCUGAUAUCCCUGCCCUUCAGGAGCAAAUAAUCAGCUACCAUUGACUGGGUUCAUUUGGGGAUGAUGCUUGUACAGUCAUGUCUAGCAUAGCUCACUAGGUUUUGGAGAGGAAGAAGGUAAAUUGAAAGGAUAAGACACGACUGGUGUUUAAUGGAUAAGUACCUUGAAUAUAUACAUUAAUCUGAGUGCUUUACUGUCAAAUGCCAAAACAAGGAUUGAUGUGUUUACAAUAUGUAAUGCAAUGAUAACGCUCUGUCAGUAGCGAUAGCUUCUGAAGCAAGCAACACAAGUUCUUUCGGUGUGUACCCUUUUGCCCUUUGGCUUAUUUCCAAUGAGUGUGUUGAGCCACAGAAAACAAGAACAAAGAUUAAAUCCUUAUUUUAAGGCAGAGACUGAAUAUUCUGAGCAAUAGUGUAACUAGCCGUUCUAAUAUAAACAGAAAUACCUGUAAAAAAAAAUAAAAUGGCAGCUAGUGUUGUGAAAUUUAUUAACUAUCUUGAUCCUGACAGGCUGUUAAUGAGUUACUUGUGUAUAUAUAUAAUGGCCUAUUUGUAGUUUAUGUGCCUAGUAUGUUGUUACAGUCAGAAAACUUGGAACUGCCUUGAGAUCGAAGCUUUCUACCAUUUGUGUUGAAUGUAGUUCCUAUGAAGCAAGUCUCUUUGCUGAUAAGACCACAGGGAGAUUCAGAUAUGCAUACUUUGCUGCAUUUGUAUCAGGCCAAACAUUUGUAUCAUGACACAUAUUUACAGUACAGUGCAGAGGUAGGUCUCUGAACUUUGGGCUUAAUGACACCUAGCUAGCUGCAGAUUUAAACUGCAAUGUUGUCAUGCCUUCGUAUAUGAAUUAUUAAUAUCACAGGUCUUUCUUCUAAAUGUCUAGUGGACCUGUCAAGAUUCGUAGAAGUGAGGAAGAUCGGUAAGGAUAGCAUAUGAGGCCAGAGAACAGCCACCUCGAUCCCUACCCACCAAGAAUCCCACCCCAAAGGAGAGCUGUGCUCUGCGAGUCUCUCAAUUCUUGUUUCAAAUGGAGCUGCAAAGGUUUGGUGCGCUCCACAAUACUUGUGUCUGUGCAUUUAGACUUGCAAGAAAUAAAUAUGAAAUUAGUACAGAAAUCAGAAGGUGUGUGUUCCUCUUAUGUGGGCAGGAUUUACAUUGCCAGGUCAAUGUUGAAGAUGAAACCAUACCAGAUUUUAUACCACUUAAGUGCAGGAGUGUAAACAGGUCUUGAGAUGCUUUUUUGAAACUGAAUCUUGAAGCUUUUCUUUUUUUAGGUGUUUUGUAUAUGACUACAUGUGUAUUGGAGAUAUUGAGGAUAAUUUGGUGAAUGGAAGUUUAGCUUGUUGUGACUAAUUAAUUUCAGAAUGCAUACACCAUCAAUAUACAAAAAAAAUGAAAAAUAUGCAACAUUUAAAUGUGUAGAGCUCUUUUUUAUAAAAUCAAGUAAACAAAAAUGAAGGCUUGAUAAUUCCUCUAAAUAUUCACAAGCAUUUGUGCUUUGAGUAAAACAAUGCUGUUCAAAAUUUUAUAGCAUGGCCUUGCUCACUGAACUAAUUGUAAAGUUGCUUUAGGUUUGUGGGUAAAAAAUUAUACCUUUGGUGAAAUUUAUAAAUUUUCUUGUGUUAUAAUUGCAGUACAAAAGUGGAGAGAUUUUAUGAAUGAUGUAUUAAAAUGAUUUUUUUUACA